GAAUUCUGGCAGGGGGGCUUUUCUGCACAACACCGGAAGUGAAGGCGGAGCCUCGGCUCUUUUGUCUUGUGAUUUUGGGCAGAGAGCCACAUGUUGAAAUAUAACGUCUCAGACCUCUACAAUAUCAGUAGACUAGACAUAAAUAUUCCCAUCUGGUUAACUUCGCCGGAUCUCUGUAAUCGACAAUAACGGAAGAAUCUACAAUGAAUAAGGAAACACCUAUCCCACCCCCCUCCUCCCUCUCCCUCCGACCCUCCUCCCCCUUCACCCUCCCGGGGGCCCCAGGUCGUGCCUCUCCCGGUAGUGCCUUACUGCAGGGUAUGAAGAGGUUGUCUGUGCUGUUGGUGGACUGCAGGAAAACAACAGGGCUGAGGGGCAGCCAUAACCGUCGCUCUCUCAGAAGAGUCAUAUCUGGGGAGGCUAACGAACAUGAUGCUGACGGGGCAGAGAACAGUCUCUCCAGAUCAGAACACCUCAAACACCAGCAGAGAGUGGCAGGGAAGAAACCUCACCGCUGCUCAUACUGUGGAAAGAGUUUCACCUCUUCGUCAAACCUUAAAACACACCAGAGAAUUCAUACUGGAGAGAAACCGUUUCACUGCACAGACUGUGGGAAGAGUUUUGUUCAAUUAGGCAACCUGAAAAUUCAUCUGCGGACACACACACAAGAGAAGCCUUACCACUGCUCUGUCUGUGAGAAGAGCUUUUCAACAUCACAUGGUAAUAAAGUGCACCAGAGAACGCACACCGGAGAGAAGCCUUACCACUGCUCUGACUGUGGGAAGAGUUUUGCUCAUUCAAGAAAUCUGAUAAAGCACCAGCGCAUACACACAGGAGAGAAACCGUACAGCUGUGAUCAAUGUGGGAAGAGAUUUACUAGCUCAAAUGACCUGAUACUACACCAUAGAAUACACACUGGAGAGAAACCUUACCACUGUUUGGACUGUGGGAAAAGUUUUACUCAGGCAAGCAACCUGAAAACACACCAGCGCAGACACCUGGGCCAGAAGCUUCACCACUGUUCAGAUUGUGGAAGUAACUUUUCAACAUCAAGGGGUUUAGAGCUGCACCAGCGAACACACACCGGUGUGAAACCUUACUACUGCUUCAGCUGUAGUAAAAGUUUUGCUAGAUUAGACGGACUGACAGUGCACCAGCGAACACACACAGGUGAGAAGCCUUUUAGCUGUGAUCAGUGUGGGAAGAGAUUUGCUCAGUCAGCACACUUGACUGUACACCAGAGAACACACACUGGAGAGAAACCAUACCACUGCUCAGACUGUGGAAUAAGCUUUAUUAAUUCAAGUCACCUUAAGGUACAUCAGAGAGUACACACAGGAGAGAAGCCUUAUAACUGUGAUGUAUGUGGCAAAAGUUUUGUUGCAUCAGGAAGUCUGGCUUCACACCUUCGAACCCACACAGGAGAGAAGCCUUACCAUUGUACCGACUGUGGGACAAGCUUUGGCAAGUCAGGCCAUUUAAAAGUGCACCAGAGAACACACACAGGAGAGAAGCCUUACCAUUGUGCCGACUGUGGGAAAAGCUUUGCUGAGCCAGGCGGUUUAAAGUCACACCGGAGAACACACACAGGAGAGAAGCCUUACCACUGCUCUGACUGCGGAAUGGGCUUAACCACUUCAGGUGGACUUAAAAUACACCGGAGAACACACACAGGAGAAAAACCAUUCCACUGCUCUGACUGUGGGAAAAGAUUUAAUCAGUCUGGGCAGUUGGUUUUACACCAGCGAAUACACACUGGCGAAAAGCCUUACCACUGCUCAGACUGUGGGCUGAGUUGUACUUCUUCAGGGGAUUUAAAAGUGCACCUGCGAACACACACUGGAGAGAAGCCUUUUGGCUGUGAUCAGUGUGGGAAGAGGUUCGCUCAGUCAGGAAGCCUGGCUGGACACAAGAGAACACACACUGGAGAGAAGCCUUUUGGCUGUGAUCGGUGUGGGAAGAGGUUCAGUCAGUCAGGAACCCUGGCUGGACACAAGAGGAAACACCACACUGGUGGGUAACCUUUCCAUUUCUUUUAUAGCUGAAACCAGUUAAUGGUAGACUAUCGGAGAGAAGCCGUGCAGGGUGAGCUUUCUUAAUGUCGCCAUGCUUGGUGUAACAAGGGAACUUUAAAUAACUGUCCAUUUAAUUACAAUAUUUUUAAUUUAUUUAACUAGGCAAGUCAGUUAAGAACAAAUUCUUAUUUUCAAUGACAGCCUAGGAACAGUGGGUUAACUGCCUGUUCAGGGGCAGAACGACUAGAUUUGUACCUUGUCAGCUCGGGGGUUUGAACUUGCAAUCUUCCGGCUACUAGUCCAACACUCUAACCACUAGGCUACUCUGCCGCCCCAAUAUGAGUGAAAAAGUCUGUGUUUGAAUGGUUUGGGCGUAUACCGGUCAUUAAAAUGAUUCAUGACAUGUUAACAGUGCAUUGGUCAGCUCCGAGAAAGCAGGGAGGCAGCUCCUCCCUGCAAGUUUCAGGCAAGUCUGUCCUUAGGGAUAAGGCAAGGGUCCGUUUUGAAAAUGUUCAACCCUGUCCACCAUCCAACUCACCAUGGUCAACCCUGUCUACCAUCCAACUCACCAUGGUCAACCCUGUCUACCAUCCAACUCACCAUGGUCAACCCUGUCUACCAUCCAACUCACCAUGGUCAUCCCUGUCUACCAUCCAACUCACCAUGGUCAACCCUGUCUACCAUCCAACUCACCAUCACCAUGGUCAACCGUGUCUACCAUCCAACUCACCAUGGUCAACCGUGUCUACCAUCCAACUCACCAUGGUCAACCGUGUCUACCAUCCAACUCACCAUGGUCAACCGUGUCUACCAUCCAACUCUCAUGGUCAACCGUGUCUACCAUCCAACUCACCAUGGUCAACCCUGUCUACCAUCCAACUCACCAUGGUCAACCCUGUCUACCAUCCAACUCACCAUGGUCAACCCUGUCUACCAUCCAACUCACCAUGGUCAUCCCUGUCCACCAUCCAACUCACCAUGGUCAUCCCUGUCCACCAUCCAACUCACCAUCACCAUGGUCAACCCUGUCCACCAUCCAACUCACCAUCACCAUGAUCAACCCUGUCCACCAUCCAACUCACCAUCACCAUGAUCAAGCCUGUCCACCAUCCACCAUCACCAUGGUCGACCCUGUCUACCCUCCAACUCACCAUUAUUAACCCUGUCUACCAUCCAUCUCGCCAUUAUUAACCCUGUCCACCAUCCAUCUCACCAUUAUUAACCCUGUCUACCCUCCAACUCACCAUUAUUAACCCUGUCCACCAUCCAUCUCACCAUUAUUAACCCUGUCUACCAUCCAUCUCACCAUUAUUAACCCUGUCUACCCUCCAACUCACCAUUAUUAACCCUGUCCACCAUCCAACUCACCAUUAUUAACCCUGUCCACCAUCCAACUCACCAUUAUUAACCCUGUCUACCCUCCAACUCACCAUUAUUAACCCUGUCCACCAUCCAACUCACCAUUAUUAACCCUGUCCACCAUCCAACUCACCAUUAUUAACCCUGUCCACCAUCCAACUCACCAUUAUUAACCCUGUCCACCCUCCAACUCACCAUUAUUAACCCUGUCUACCCUCCAACUCACCAUUAUUAACCCUGUCUACCCUCCAACUCACCAUUAUUAACCCUGUCCACCAUCCAACUUGGCUGCCAUCAGAAUAUAUGUUCUCUUCUUCUUUCCUUCUCUUCAUGUUUUACCGGUCAGUGAGACAGUCUUUGAUAUAGCCGUGUCCUUCUCUUGUCUGUAUACUGCAGUUCAUACUUUACCUGUCAGUGAGACAGUCUUUGAUAAUAGCCAUGUGUAUGAGUGUUAAUGGAAUUUAUAUGUUUAAAUUAAUUAUUAGAAUAUUCCACCCUGAAACCUUUUAAUUGUAUGAAAUUGAUUAGAAUCAUAAAAUUAUUAUUAAUGAUGUGUGUAGUUUGUCAGUAAAAGCAUAAUUAAUGAUGUUUGUAGUUUUAGUCAGAAUUAGAGUAAAACAAUAUAUCUGUACAAUAUAUGUUUAUAGUAUCUUAAAACACAGACUGUCUGAGCAAAAUUCGUUGCCGACCUUGCUAGGGGCCUCAGAGAUUUGGGAGAGGGCGGGGAGUACUUCUCAAGUCCCUCCUAAUCUUGAGGGAGGACAGGGAGCGCUUCCCACAGUCUCCCUAAUCUUGAGGGAGGACAAGGAGUGCUUCCCACGGUCUCCCUAAUCUUGAGGGAGGACAGGGAGUGCUUCCUACGGUCUCCCUAAUCUUGAGGGAGGACAAGGAGUGCUUCCCAAGGUCUCCCUAAUCUUUGUCGGCUGGGUGGUGAUACAGUAUGUGCGUAUUAUACCUACUGUUUGUGUUUGAAUGUAAGUGUGUAAGGAGCCAGUAUAAUAUGAAUGGUUUUGUGCAACGGACUAGCGCUCUCGUGAAUAAACAUUUUGACUAUCAUA
This is a messenger RNA of Oncorhynchus kisutch (coho salmon), 4432 nucleotides long. RefSeq names its product gastrula zinc finger protein XlCGF57.1-like. Bases 204 to 2021 code for a protein of 605 amino acids. Lineage: Eukaryota; Metazoa; Chordata; Actinopteri; Salmoniformes; Salmonidae. Gene Ontology annotation, biological process: regulation of gene expression. The transcript has 3 exons. Gene Ontology annotation, cellular component: nucleus. The record is from RefSeq and is a predicted model, not a curated record.